AUGGAGAUGGAAUUUUAUAAAUCCGAGCGCGGGCGUAUGAUUUGUGCUGAGCAAGAUGAGAAGAAGCGCCAACCCGAGCCAAUGGAUUUUGAGGCUCAGGUGGCUUUAGAGAUCGAGAAAGUUCGUGCGUCGGAAAUGCAGAUGUAUUACUUGAAGAUCGGUUUCAUUCUGUAUCCCGACACUCCUGUCCUACGUGAAGCAUCUGAACGGCUUCGUAAGGAAUUUGGCUUGCCAUCCUUAUUCAACCCGCCGGAAACCCCACGCGAGCGCCAUCAGCGCAUGGUAGAACACAACAAGCGCGUGAUGGAGGAGGAACUCUGUUGUGUUGACUGCGAGAAUAAUGGCCCGGGUUCGUGUGGCCGUAUUUUGUACACCUUGGAUGAUGACGAGCCUGUUCCAAAUAUCUGGGGAUCUGGCAAUCUUGAAGAUUGGAAAGAGCCAGAUUCAGAUUUGGAUGACUGGUGGGCAGAGCACAAGCUGGAUUUUCCGGAUCCAGUCAAAACCUCGCCUGCGGAUAUGCUGUGGGUGGAUGAAGACCUCGGUCCUGACCGGACGCCCAAGAAGAAGCGUAAGCACAUCGUUGUGCAGCGUCACUCUCUGCGUGGCAUUCCCCACAACUAUUGGAAGUGAGGAUUUUUGCCGAUCGGCCGUUUGUAUUUUUAAAGCACGCCAGAUGAUUUGAUGGCUCUUUUGUUUAAAUCUCGUGCUGUUCUCUGCCUUUUCUGCGUUCUUUCUUUAUGAUGUCUCAGUGUGGCACGCUUA
Paramacrobiotus metropolitanus is the source of this 762-nucleotide messenger RNA. RefSeq lists its product as uncharacterized. The coding region runs from base 1 to 630 and encodes 209 amino acids. Lineage: Eukaryota; Metazoa; Tardigrada; Eutardigrada; Parachela; Macrobiotidae. The record is from RefSeq and is a predicted model, not a curated record. The transcript has 2 exons.